Molecule: messenger RNA, 1764 nt
Organism: Ceutorhynchus assimilis (cabbage seed weevil)
Lineage: Eukaryota; Metazoa; Arthropoda; Insecta; Coleoptera; Curculionidae
Source: the annotation of a GenBank genome assembly
AGGGCAGAGUCGAGGGAGAUCAAAAUCGUAGACUCUUCCUUUUUGACUGGCUCGUCGCCUGGUGCGGUUGCCGUCUCGUUAAGUUGUUGAAUUUCAAGUGUUCCUUUUAUAAAUAUUUUAAAUCAACUGUUGCAUUUAUUUAAUUCCAAACAGUCAACAUGGGUAAAGAAAAGGUUCAUAUUAACAUCGUCGUGAUCGGUCACGUAGAUUCUGGUAAAUCUACAACCACUGGCCAUUUGAUCUACAAAUGCGGGGGUAUCGACAAACGUACCAUCGAAAAAUUCGAAAAGGAAGCCCAAGAAAUGGGUAAAGGUUCCUUCAAAUACGCCUGGGUGUUGGACAAACUUAAGGCCGAACGUGAACGUGGUAUCACCAUCGAUAUCGCUUUAUGGAAAUUCGAAACCGCCAAAUACUAUGUAACCAUCAUUGAUGCCCCUGGACACAGAGAUUUCAUCAAGAACAUGAUUACUGGAACCUCCCAAGCUGAUUGUGCUGUACUUAUUGUAGCUGCUGGUACUGGUGAAUUCGAAGCUGGUAUUUCCAAGAACGGACAAACCAGAGAACAUGCUCUUCUUGCCUUCACCCUUGGGGUCAAACAACUUAUCGUCGGUGUCAACAAAAUGGACUCUACUGAACCACCCUACAGUGAAUCCCGUUUUGAAGAAAUCAAAAAGGAAGUUUCUUCAUACAUCAAGAAAAUUGGUUACAACCCUGUCACUGUUGCUUUUGUACCCAUCUCUGGAUGGCACGGAGACAACAUGUUGGAACCUUCCAGCAAAAUGCCAUGGUUCAAGGGAUGGAAUGUCGACCGUAAAGAAGGCAAAGCUGAAGGAAAAUGCCUUAUUGAAGCUUUGGAUGCUAUCCUUCCUCCAUCUCGUCCUACUGACAAAGCUCUUCGUCUUCCCCUCCAGGAUGUCUACAAAAUUGGUGGUAUUGGAACAGUACCAGUAGGUCGUGUGGAAACUGGUGUCAUCAAACCCGGUACCGUUGUCGUCUUCGCUCCAGCCAACAUUACCACUGAAGUAAAAUCCGUAGAAAUGCACCACGAAGCUUUGCAAGAAGCAGUGCCCGGAGACAAUGUUGGUUUCAACGUUAAGAACGUAUCAGUCAAAGAAUUGCGUCGUGGUUACGUAGCUGGUGACUCCAAAAACAACCCACCUAAAGGAGCUGCUGACUUCUUGGCCCAAGUUAUUGUACUGAACCACCCUGGUCAAAUCUCCAACGGAUACACACCAGUACUCGACUGUCACACUGCCCACAUCGCCUGUAAAUUCGCUGAAAUCAAAGAAAAGGUUGACCGUCGUUCAGGAAAGACCACUGAAGAAAACCCCAAAGCCAUCAAGUCUGGAGAUGCCGCCAUCGUCACCUUGGUACCCACCAAACCAAUGUGUGUCGAAUCCUUCUCAGAAUUCCCACCCCUUGGACGUUUCGCUGUCCGUGACAUGAGGCAAACUGUGGCUGUUGGAGUCAUCAAGAGCGUAAACGCCAAAGACGCUAGUUCUGGCAAAGUUACAAAAGCCGCAGAAAAGGCCACCAAAGCCAAGAAAUAGUCUUGAAAUAAAAAAUUAUUUUUAUAUUUUUUAAUUUGUUUUAUGCUUAUUUGACAUAACAUAAUUGAUACUUUUGCUCUGUACUCCUCAGACCAAUAAAACAAGUUUACUAUAAUUUUUUUGUUGUUUUUUUUUUUAAGUUGAUCUAGAAGAUUUCUCAUUCAAUUCAUAAAUUUUUUAACCUGUUCAGUGUCAAACCUAAUGCACAAAAUUC